Messenger RNA from Oryzias latipes (Japanese medaka), 6847 nucleotides. It is a transcript of the gene myo15ab, whose product is annotated as myosin XVAb. The record is from RefSeq and is a predicted model, not a curated record. NCBI's taxonomy places the organism in Eukaryota, Metazoa, Chordata, Actinopteri, Beloniformes, Adrianichthyidae. Gene Ontology annotation, cellular component: cytoskeleton; myosin complex. Gene Ontology annotation, molecular function: protein binding; ATP binding; cytoskeletal motor activity.
GUGGCUUCCUGUGAAAUGUGUGUGUCCUUGAAGGCUGAGGGGGAGGAAGUGGCGUCGGUGGUGAGUGCUCAGGAGAUCAGGGUGGUAGCUGAGCUGCUGCAGGUCUCACCGGAAAGCCUGCAGAAAUCCAUCACCUUCAAGAUGACAGAUACAGUGAGAGAGAAGAUCUACUCACCGCUGACGGUGGAGAGUGCUGUGGAUGCCAGAGAUGCUGUUGCCAAGAUCCUGUAUUCGCUGCUGUUUAGUUGGCUGACGGAGCGCAUCAACGGACGGGUCUACCCUCGCACUGAAGCCCUCUCCAUCUCCAUAUUGGACAUAUAUGGAUUUGAGGAGCUACAGGUGAACAGCUUUGAGCAACUCUGUAUCAACUACGCCAACGAAACUUUGCAGUUCUACUUUGUAAAAGUCGUCUUCCAAGAAGAGCAGGAGGAAUACAUGCGGGAGCAGAUCGAGUGGCAGCAGCACUCCUUUGGCAACAACCAGGCAUGCCUUGACCUCAUUGCUGCAAAGCCUCAUGGGAUCCUGCGCAUACUGGAUGACCAGUGCAGUUUCCCCCAGGCAACAGACCACACCUUCCUCCAGAAGUGCCACUAUCACCAUGGAAACAACCCACUAUAUUGCAGGCCAAAGAUGCCACUGCCAGAGUUUACACUGAAGCACUAUGCCGGGAAGGUCACCUAUCAGGUGCAUAAAUUCUUGGAUAAAAAUUUUGAUAUGGUUCGCCAGGAUGUUUUAGACCUCUUCAUUCAGAGCAGGAACAGAAUGUUAUCAAACCUCUUCUUGAAGUAUUCGGAGUCGGUGUCACAGCAGCAGUCUAACCUGCGGCGCAGCAGCACCGCUCGGCGUCAUCAGGCCAACACGGUCAGCUCAAGGUUUCAGAGCAGCCUGCAAGAGCUGCUGGACAAGAUGCAAAGGUGUAACCCUUACUUUGUGCGAUGCAUCAAGCCAAACCAUCAUAAGGCAUCUGAACUAUUCGAUGUGGAUGUCGUCAACACUCAGCUGCACUACUCUGGCAUCAUGGACACAAUCCUAAUAAGGAAGGAAGGGUAUCCAAUCAGAAUGCACUUUGGCAACUUCUUGUCGAGGUAUAAAGCCCUGCUCUGCCUGAAGGAUUCUCCACCUGCCGAUGGAGAAAAUUGCGUUACUAUGCUCCACAAACUUUGUCCAGUCAAAAAGGGUUCGUAUCAGGUGGGAGUGAGCAAGAUUUUCCUGAAAGAGGAGCUGUAUUACCUGCUGGAGGGGAAGCGGGACCGUGUCCUGGACAUAGCCGCCAUGACUCUGCAGCAACACAUUCGCACCUAUUUUGUCCGAAAGAGCUUCGUCAAAUUUAAGCAUCGUGUGACCUUGUUUGAGGCUCGCUGCAGAGGCUACCUGGCCAGAAAAAAGUUUGUCCUGAGAAGGAAAUACCUCAUCCGGCUGCGCUCCAUUGUUUUGCUGAUCGUCACCUGCCAGCGCUACAUGAGGACAGUGGUGGAGCCUGCCAGACAGGCGGAGGAGGAUCGCAUCAACCGAGAAGUGGUGAACGUGACAACACUGCCAAUUCCUGCAGAGCUGUCUGGCCUGCUUCAUGCUGCUUCAGGAGGAGUUGAGCUACACUCUGACUGCUUGGCAGUUGUCCAGGCUCCAAAAGUUGAGGUGGACCCUCAGCUGACCCUCCCCCUGGAUAUUAACAACUACCUCAUGACUCAUUACAUCCAGGCCAUGUACAGGGAGCCAUUGUUUGGGAUGCUCACAGCCCCACUGGAGAAUUCCCUAAUCCGAAUGGGGGAUGAGCUCAAACAUGGAGCCAUCCACAUUUUUAUUCUGAUUCUAAGGUUUAUGGGUGAUCCUGACUUGAAUGGGGCUCAGGAAAAUCUCUUUGGAAACUACAUCAUCCAACAAGGACUGGACAAUCCCAACCUCAGGGAUGAGAUUUUGUCUCAGGUAGCCAAUCAGGUGUGGAGAAAUCCUAAUGUGCUAAAUUCCGAGCGUGGCUGGCUUCUCCUCUGCUCCUGUCUGUCAGCUUUUCUGCCCUCCCAAAAGCUGGCCAAGUAUCUGCUUAAGUUUGUGUCUGAUUAUGGGCCGGAGGGCUUCAACUGUGUGUGUCAGCACCGCCUGCUUCAGGGUUUGCAGCGGCUCAGUGUCGGGCCAGAAUAUGUUCGAACCUACCCCCCGUGUCUGUUGGAGUGGACAGCCAAUCGCAAGAGAGCUAACAUGGUUCUUCACAUACUCUGCUUUGAUGGCUUGUCUUUUCUUUGUCCGCUGCAUUCGUGGACAACAGGAGAAGAGAUUGCUAAAAACAUAUUACAACACAGGGGAGUGUUGGAGGGUCGUCAAGGCUGGUCAGUACUCCUGAAGGAGCCAGCUCAGUGGGUUGAACUAGAGGGCUCAGACUACGUCCUGGACUUGAUGUCAGAUCUGGAGCUUCCUGCCAACUUUCCCAAACACAACAGCUACUUCAUCAUUUCAGCACUGGAGCCAAACAGAGUGCGGCCCAAUGCCAGCAUAAGCCUGUUGGGUGGUGGCUUUGACACAAAUGAUGACAUCAUAUCUUCAGUCGUACCUGGCUCUGAAGGACUCAGCCCAGACUUUCAGCCUCAGAGAGGGAUGGAUCAUUAUCUUGACAGCCUGUUCGACCCCGUUCUGUCUGACGGAGCUGGAGAAAUAGAAUCAGCUGCGGGACUAUCCAGCAGGAUGAAGGGAGCUGGGGGAGUGGGAGGGAAGUGGCAACAGCAAUCUGGCCCCCCACUUCCACCUGGAGCUGUGAGAGUCCUUCCUGUGGGAGGCGUGAUGUCGCCUCCUGUUGCUGCAGUGGCCCCUGUAACAUCUGAUGCCCAGCAGGCUGUUUUGACUCAGGAGCAGCAGGCAAUUGUGAACCAGCAGGCCAUCAUCAUGGCCCAGCAGAUGAGCAUGCAGGCCAUGGCAAUGGUCGGCAGCCCGGUGUCGAGCCCCCCGACCUCCCCCAUCACUAGCCCUCCCAUGAGUCCUCGGCAACGUCACCCACCAAGCCCCUACGCCCCUGCCAGCCCAUAUGCUGCCAUACCUCCAAGCCCAUAUGCAAACAUCCCACCGAGUCCCUAUGCUAACUUUACUCCAACUCCUUAUGCUGUGGCAGACAUGCAUCCCAGCCUUUACCCUCCUACUGCGCAGCAGGAGCAAGCUCUGUCACAGCCUCGAGCUCCGCCUCCUGCUGGCCCACAAGCUGAGCUUCAGGCCCGACAUCAACCCCGCGCCCACCAGGCUGACUUCACCAAGGCUGACAGAGCUGAGGCCAUGCAGCGCAGAGUUGCCCCCGCUGCACCAGCUCAGCCAGGUAAACACAGCUCCCCUCAGAGAAAGGCUUCAGGUGCGUCUGUAAACAAGGAACCAGCCAGGAAAUUUGGCCCUGAAGUGAUGCCUCCUCUGCCCCCUGCUGGAGAAAUGGUGAAAUACUCGCCUAAGUCUUCAGACUACAUCAUCCCCAGUCAUGAUAUCAAAGAAAUCAUCAAUAGGUAUAACUCCCCUCCACCGCCUCCAGACCCAGUACCCCUCGGAAAGAGGAGACCAGAGGGGAAGUUUCAAAAGAAACAAACGCCUCGCGACGAAGCUUUGCAGAUUCUCAAACCCCAGAUGGACAACCCUCCAGCUCCACAGCCGAAACGUCCCAUUGCCCCAUCCCCGUCUGCCUCUGCUGUGAAGGAUGCAGGCUUCAAACCUAGGAGCGCAAAAACAAAAGCGCCUUAUCGUCCUCUGCCCAAACCUCCCCCAGUUUCUCGAGAGCUGCCGGUGGAGAUGGAGACCAUCCAGACGCAGCUUCAUCGGAGCACCAACGACGAGCACUACACCUACACCAACGUUCCCUGGAAGCUUUAUCUCAGGAAGGAGGUAUUUUAUCCCAAAGAUAGUUUCAACAACCCCCUGGUGCUUGAUCUCAUUUUCAAACAGAUAGUAAAUGACACCCUGUCAGAGGCAUGUGUUCGCAUCACCCGGGAUGAAAGGCAGAAAAUGAAAGCCCUUUUUGCCAAACAUGGAGUUCAGCAGAAUAUGGAUCCGGUUGAGGAACAUGUGAAGAAAACGGUUGUGACAGCCGCCAGGGAAACCUGGCAAAUAUACUUCUCCAGACUCUUCCCUGCCUCGGGUAGUGUAGGAACGGGUGUGCAGGUGCUGUCAGUGUCCCACAGUGGCAUGAAAUUGCUGAAGACAGUAAAAAGCAGCACUGCAGCUCCAGACUAUUUCAGAGUCCUGCGACCCUACUCAUAUGCAGACAUCCUUUUUGUGACCAUCCCCUCGGAGAACAUGCUGGAGUUCAAUCUGAUCAAUGAAAAGCUGAUUCUCUUCUCAGCCAAAGCAUCCCAAGUCAAGCAUCUGGUGGACACCUUCAUCAAUGAGAUCAAAAAGGACUCAAACUACGUGAUUGCAGAGCGUAACUUUGUGACAGAUGACCGCUCCAUGCUUGUUUUCCAUAAGGGGGACAUCAUCAGGCUGCAAGUUAUGGAUGGGCUGGAGAAAGGUUCCAGCUAUGGCUGUGUCGUGAGGAAGAAGGUCGUGUUUUUGGAGGAACUUAAAAGAGACUCCCAGGACUUUGGGUGGAAGUUUGGCGCUGUGUUCGGCCGCUCGGGUGCUUUCCCAGCUGACUGCGUGCGACCCGUUGCUCCUCCUGACUUCCUGUCGCUGCCGCUGGACCGUAAGUCUGAGCCUCGAGAUGGAGCGGGGCAGUUUGCUGUGUCUUCAGCUGUCGCCGUGGCAGUGGCCUCCACCAUGGCUGCACAUGAGAUUGAUCAGACUAUUGAGAAAGUUUCCCUGGAUGGUUUUCCUGAAGCAGAUCUGGAUGAGAGGCUCCUGCAUGACAGCAAAUACAACAUGCUCGAGUUUGCUAAGAAGUUUUUCAGACAGCCGCCCAGUGGGAAAGAAGAUUCUUUGAAGGGCAAAAGUAAGAACAAAGACUCCAGGGAGCCCACAGAAAUGAUCAAGUUCUCCAAGACGCCUCUGGUGGAGUCCCUCAUAGAGUUCCCAGAUCACGCCAUGAACAGAGUGGCAGCUGAUCUCUUUCUGUCCAUCAUGCGCUUCAUGGGGGAUUCGCCGUUAAGAGGUGUGACAGAACAGGAAGUGAUCAGCACUUUUCUUAAGCUGAUAGGAGAGUUCACCUUGAUGAGGGAUGAGGCUUACUGCCAGCUUCUCAAACAGCUUACUGCCAACACCAGCUCCAAACCCGAUAGUUGCCAACGAGGCUGGAGGCUUCUGUACAUCCUGACGGCGUUCCAUCGCUGCUCCGAGGUUCUCAAGCCCUUUCUGCUGAAAUACCUGCAGCAGGCCUCUCGCAGCACCGGUGCACAGUAUCAGGGCAUUGCAAAAGCAUGCGAGCAGAAUCUGAAGAAAACCUUCCAGCACGGAGGUCGCCUUGUCCCACCCAGCAGCAUGGAGCUGAAGGCCAUGAUGGCAGGACGCAGUUCCAAACGUCAGCUGUUUCUUUUCCCAGGAGGCAUUGAGCGCCACGUAAAAAUCAAGACUUGCACUGUUGCCCUGGAGGCAGUGGAGGAGCUGUGCUAUGAGAUGGGCUUACACAGACUGGAGGCCAUGGAGGAAUAUGCCAUAUUUUUGGUGACCAAUAGAGGCCAGCAUGUGCGACCUCUGAACAAGCAUGAGUAUAUCUUGGACGUGACCACAGAGGCCGAGUUAGUCGACUCGAGCUACAGCCUUUGGUUCAGACGAGUCAUCUGGACUCAGCCGCUCAGGUUUGAAAAUGAGCUCUGCGUGGCCAUGCAGUACAAUCAGAUCCUACCAGACUACCGCAAAGGUCUGCUAAACGUUCUCCCCCAAGGAAAAGUCAGCGAUCAGCAGUUCCACCAAAUCUCCAAACUGGCAGCUUUGCAGCACAGAGCUAAAGACGGCAUCUUUACCCCCAGCAUACACGAAUUAUCCGAGUACAUCGCCGCACCUCUCUUCAAAAAGCAGCAGCCGCAGCAGUGGGUUACCAUGGUGACGCAGCACAUGCAGCAAGCGCAGGCGCUGAACCCGCACCAGGCCAGAGCCCAGUUUCUAGGGCUGGUCAGCGCGUUCCCGAUGUUUGGCUCCUCUUUCUUCUACAUCCACAGCAGCAGCUCCACCACUUUCUUUGCUCCCUGUAUCCUAGCUGUCAAUCAACAUGGCCUCCACUUCCUCCACAAAAAUACACACGAGCUGAUGGCUAUGGUCCCUCUGGCGGAGGUGCAGUCCAGCCGCACCCAGAGGCCCACAGCUGGAUCAAGUUACCCCUACGUGGACAUCACUGUGGGAGACAUGAACGCACAACGAGUGGUCCAGCUGCAGCUUGAGCAGAGCCUGGAGCUGUGUCGGGUUAUUGCCAUGCAGGUGGAAAACAUGAUGUCUGUGCGGGAAAAGAGGCUCACUCUGCCACCCAGUGAAAUCACUGUGUUGUAGCACAUUCACACACUUUACCAAACACUAAAAAAUGGCUCUGCACACACACACCGUCGGACUUCUGAGCUCCAGGUGACCGUCAGGUUUUAGGGAGACAAAUUUCUCACCUGUCCGGACACUACUGAUGAAAAAUUGUCCCUUUGGCUAACUCUGGUGCGAAGAUGUGCUUUUUUAUGUGCGAUGACCCUGUCAAAGAAAAUGUCAACUGGAUACAAUAUUCAGGAUUAGAUUUAGAGGCUUGAGUGCGAAGAAUCAUAUUAUCCUGUUACAAGCAACAAUAGUCAAUGAAAGAAGAUGUAAGGGGAUAACACACACAACCAUUUUAUUUGUCUACAUUUAAAAUGAUCUCAAGUAGGUCUGUCUUUUUUUUAUCUCCAUUUAAAGGUUUGAUAAUGUAUUAAAAACAAUUUGUGUGUUCAGGCGUGAUGGGUUUGUUAUGUUAAUAAAAACAUACUUUUUUAUAUGCAAGCAA